AUGGUACAGUACUUUGACCAAGCUGCGAGACUGGUCCUUAAGUCACUGAUGACCUCGACCCCCGGAUGUAACUCUUGUGCUCGCGUACAGGUACAAACAUAUCAAUGCUGUAGCUUAACAUCAGUUGGUAAAAAGUUGCUUGUUUUCUUUGAUUCAAUUUAUAUGUUUCUAUUUACCUUUGGGCACCAUAACAUACCAACAAUGCAGUUACAUGCUGUUAUAGUUAUUCAUUCCUUGGUAAAAAAUUGUGGCCUAGACAAAAUAUCACCUUUUGGGGAAUCAAUUAUAGCUUCAUUACUUGCACUUCUUAAGCAUGAAAAACAGAAGUUACAAGUUGAAGCUAUUGACACCCUGAAAUCGUUUGCAGUUUUAAUGCCGGGAACUUUUCGCCAAAAUCAUUACGAUACAACAUUGGAAGGAUUGAAAGUAUUUGUGUUUGAUAAGAAUAAUUUACCUAGAUUCUUGCUCUUUGCCAAAUGUCUAGAAUGCAUGGUAUAUCUUGUUAGGGAAGUUGGGCCAGAUAAUUUUGAAGAGCAGGAAGUUGUUCAGGUCAUGGAAUCUGUUAUAUCACUUGAAGAAAAAUUGAGCAAUACAGAAUACUUUACAAAAUGUUUCAUCUUAAAGGUUCUGGAUCAAAUUUGUCGAUGCCCAAGAGUGAGUAUUGACAAAUAUUUAGAUAAAAUUAUGCCAAUGUUGCUUGGAUCUGCUCAAAUCCAUCUGGCCUUUACUGUCGAUAAGCUCAAGGAUGAUUAUGAAAAGAGUUUGGUUGAAACUAUGAUAGUUUGGGCCUGUAAUACAUUGUCAUAUUGUGCUGUUCGGUCAUCUAUAAACUUUUUCCCCAACAUAGGCAAGGUCACUGCAUUGUUUACGCGCUUGCUUGGUUGUUCUAGCUUUCAAAUACGCAAGGCUUCUGUUUUAGGUCUUCCAAACUUAUUACUCUCACUUAAAGUAGGUGAUAAAAAUAUUGAUACUAAAAGUGGUUUGACUUUCUUCAUUGUGAAAUCUCUGAUUGAAGUGUUGAAGAAGGAAACUGACAGGGUUUUGUAUGCAAUUGUAUGGAGCUUACUUGCCAGAUGCAUUCAGACCUCGAGUUCAUAUUUCAAUGAUAAAUUGAUCAAGGUUAUUGCUGACGAGAUAGAAGAUACAAUAAAAAUGAUAAUUGAAAUUGAAAUAACAAAAGCACAAGAAGUGGAGACUUCAGAAGGUAGAUGUGAAUCUUUACCAACAGAAGAUAGACUUCAGGGGGUAGUUAUCUUGAUAACGACUACAAUUGACACCUUUAAAGAUCGAUUCAUGCCAUAUGUUGAUGACCUCUUGUCAAAUGUUGUCGUGUUUUUGGCCGAUGACAAUUCAGAUAGGCUGAUAGCUUUUGCAAUUUCCAUUUUUAAUGUUAUCUUGCCACUAUUCCCAGACAAAUUGCCGCAGUAUCGUGACAGAUAUAUUUUAGCCUCCUGUUUUGCAUUAAGGACAGAGUAUCCUUGUUCCGAGCUGCAUGCUACACGGGCGAUUGGUAUUUGUGCUAUGUAUGGAGGAGAUCAAUUUAAAGCCUCAGCUUGUGAGAGUAUCUUAAGACUAUACAAUGUCAUGGGUAAAAAAAGACUUUCAACUAGCGAUUCAUAUGAAGAUAGAGAUGUAAAUAUAUCAUGCGAUACCGCAGUUGCAGCUCUUGGAAAAAUCUUUGAGUUUCAUCAUGAGAUUAUCGGCCCGAAGCAGGCGAUUCAAAAAUGGUUAAACUUCUUGCCAUUGAAGCAUGAUUUCAACGAAGCUAGAUAUGCACACGGGCUGCUUUCUAAAUUAAUACAAAGUUCGGAUGAAUACCUAUUUGGAAGUGAUAACGAGAAUCUUGCCAAGAUCAUUUCCAUUGUAAAAGAAAUUUUAUCUGGACCCGACAGACUGGGAAGUGAGGAAGCUAUUAAUCAGAUGAUUGACUUCAUAGAUCAGCAUGGUGGAGUGGAAGUUGAAAUAGAAGGUUAA
Vicia faba (fava bean) is the source of this 1974-nucleotide messenger RNA. The record is from the annotation of a GenBank genome assembly. NCBI's taxonomy places the organism in Eukaryota, Viridiplantae, Streptophyta, Magnoliopsida, Fabales, Fabaceae.